AAUUACUUCAGACGAUUUCCCGAAUACAUUAUUUCUAAAAUUGACAGGUUUCAGAUUGUGUUAGUUUGCAAUAGCAUGAUGAUAGUGACAAAAUGAAUGAGGAAGCAUACAGAAUUGAAAAAUUGGAAGAAACACGCUGCAACAGAACAAUUUCAAUUUCAUCCUCGAUUUUAGGAGUGGGUAUAUUUCUGUGUUUCAUUAUUGUAAUAAAAAGUGGAACUCGGAACAACAAGUACGAAGAUAAAAGCUGCAUUACCGAGGAAUGUGUUACGGCUUCAGUAUUUCUCGCUGAUACAAUCAACAACAAAAGCGACCCCUGUGAUAACUUCUAUAAUUUCUCUUGUGGAAGAUUUGAGGAACAGUCAACUUUAGAAGAAGCCCAGAAUCGUGUUAAUGAAAGUUUGAAGUCUCUAAUUACGAGCAGAGUCAAUAAAGAUGAUUCAAGGUCAGUCAAAUUACAGAAGAAAUAUUAUACAGCUUGCAUGGACCAAACGGGAAUAGAAGAAGAUGACAAUGAAAGUUUGAAAACAAUAUUGAACGAAUUGGGAGGAUGGCCAUUAUUAGCGAAGCAUUGGAAUGCCUCUUAUAACUGGGGACAGAUAGUCGAUAAAUGUAUCGAGCUCGGCCUUUAUUACGAUUGGUUCUUGAAUAUUCACAAUGAACCCACAUUUAACGGAACGUUUGAUACAUUGGAAAUAAAACCCCCUGACAACACAGUUUAUCUUUCAUCUGAACUCAGAAGAAACUAUAACUUGCUGAUCGAAAAUGUGGAGAACAUACUUAGUUUCCCUGAAAAUGAUGUGGAUUCGAAAGAAAUAAACGACUUGAUUGAUUUUGAAAUGGAUUUGCAUCAGAUCAUUGUCGAGUCUGCAACUCACUCCACCGAAAGUAGUAUAUCUGAGCUGAGAAACAGAUUUCCGGCAAUACCAUGGAAAUAUUUGUUGAGGAAUGUUGUUGUGGACAGUAAAACAAAGAUAAUCAGUAAUGUCAAUAUUUACAUACCAAAAUUGCAAAUUCUUCUUAACAAAACACAUAUUAGGGUCCAGAUGAACUAUAUAUUGUGGAAAAUAAUUCAAUCACUCUGGAAUUUUCUCUCUAGUGAUAUCAGGAAGGCGUUUGAAGUAGAUAGAGAUCUGAAGGAUCAGAAAAAUAUUCGGAGAUUCGAAUACUGCUAUGAAAUGACAAAUACGGUAUUUUCAUACGUAUCUGAAGCAGUGUAUGCAAGACAAUACACAGGUGAGAGGAAGGAAGUCGAAAAAAUGGUUGAAAACAUAAAAAAUGUUCUGCACGAUCAUAUCAAAUUAACAAAGUGGAUGAAUCAGAGUCAUCAGGAGUACGCUAUUUCAAAAUUGAAAAAUUUAGAAGUCAUCAUAGGAGCUCCAGAUGAAGCAUAUGAUGAAGAACAAUUUGAUGAACUAUUGGGUACAGACAAGAUUGAUAUUCUUCUCUUGAAUAACACAUUGGACAUAGUGAGAGCAGUUGACAAGAGUCGAGACGAGUAUAAUUUGAAUUUUCUGAAGAAGAAAGUUAAUUAUGUGGAUGCACGUUUCUAUCAAGGCAUUGGCAAUAUCCAAGCUACAAAAUAUAUACCGGAAAAAAAUACGAUAUUUUUACCGGCCGCAAUUCUGAAUGGAAUAUUCUAUUCCAACGAAAGACCAGUUUCUUCAAAUUACGGAGCGCUUGGAACGAUAAUCGCUCAUGAGUUAGUUCAUGCCUUUGGAAUACUGGAUAUCCUGAGAUAUAUCGGUGGAAAAGAGUAUAUAGUAUGGUCAAAUUCCACUAUCGAUGCAUUCUUCAAAGCUACCGAAUGUCUUCUAGAUGACUGUAAUGAAUUCAGCAAUAAUAUAACUGAAAUAAAUUGUGAAGGGGCUUCAGACGAGAAUUUUGCAGACUAUUCAUCCAUUAAUCUCUCCUACGAGGCUUUCAAGAAAGUAGAAACGUCCAGCAAAGAUCAGCUACCUGGUUUGGAUUUUACCUCCGCUCAAAUAUUCUGGAUAAGUUAUGCUUUGACGAUGUGCGACAACUUGCCAGUCAACAACACAAAAAAAUCAACGCACAUGCAGCCCUUUCAGAGAAUAAUAGGGUCAUACAGAAAUUCCAGAUAUUUCGCCAACGAUUUUUAUUGUCAUGAAGGCACUAAUAUGAAUCCCGCGGAAAAAUGUAUUGUUUUAUGAAACUUUCAAGUUUGAAAUUCAAAUACAGAUGAGUCAUCA
Leptinotarsa decemlineata (Colorado potato beetle) is the source of this 2213-nucleotide messenger RNA. Its product is annotated as neprilysin-1. The record is from RefSeq and is a predicted model, not a curated record. Lineage: Eukaryota; Metazoa; Arthropoda; Insecta; Coleoptera; Chrysomelidae. Gene Ontology annotation, molecular function: metalloendopeptidase activity. Gene Ontology annotation, biological process: protein processing. Gene Ontology annotation, cellular component: plasma membrane.